CGCUACCGUAUCCGUGUAACCAUCGAAAGCGUCGUGAACGUUCAGGCAGCUGUUAUCCUUUACGGUCACGAUCAGUCGCAGCUACGCUCAGAUUAACAGAGUAUCUGAGUAUUACAGAACCCGCACAUUACAUCUCAUAUUUCCAUACGACUAUCAUAGGUACUUACAUUAGCAGAUGAAUUAUUGGUAUACUAUAUAUGAAGACAUUUUUAAAUAAAACGUCAACAGAAAUUACGUCAGCAACCAAAAGAAGUGCUUGAAUAUAAUAUCAUAUUGGUACAUUUCCAGUGCGUCAUUACCUAUAAAACAUUAUGCCACAUACUGGUCAAGCUGGCGUUAACCAAUUAGGUGGUGUAUUUGUCAACGGUCGCCCAUUGCCCGACUAUGUUAGAAGGCGUAUAGUACAGUUAGCUCUGUUAGGUGUCCGCCCAUGUGAUAUAUCUCGACAACUUCUGGUUUCACAUGGAUGCGUGUCAAAAAUCCUAACUAGAUUUUACGAAACUGGCUCCAUAAGGCCGGGUUCAAUCGGUGGUGCUGGAUUACAAAAAAAUAAGACAACACAAGGUCAUUUUUCAAAGAAAAGUACCAGAUGCUGCAAACAAGACGUAUCAAACAGAAUGACCGGAUCUCUAAAUGCACCUUCUCCGAUACGCAACCUACCUUGGAUACAUCCUUUAGACUUGUACUACGAACGAAUCCACCAACACAUUCACGAAAACGGACCGACGAGCGUCGCUGGCGGUCCGUCAAACGGCCAACCAGCGCUGCCUAGCCCGAAGAAGCCGCACACACCUUACACCAUCGAAGAGAUAUUGAAACCCACGGCUCCACGGCCGCGGCCUCCAUCGCCAUGUGGAUUACUCGUGGAUGGAGUGUGCACGUGUGGUCUCACUGCAGGUAACGUUGUGUCAGCGGCGUUUUACGUCGAUGCGCAGCAGCAACAGCAGCAGCAGCAGCAUCAGCAGCAUCAGCAGUUUAUAUGCAGUCAGCCAUUACACCGUUAUUGAAACAACUCGUAUACACCCACCUACCCAUCUACCUAUUUUGUUUAUUUUUAAAAUUAAUUUUUUUUUUUUAAUAUUAUUGUGUCCGUGACGAAUAAAAAAUGUUUA
Messenger RNA from Acyrthosiphon pisum (pea aphid), 1112 nucleotides. RefSeq names its product paired box protein Pax-8-like. The record is from RefSeq and is a predicted model, not a curated record. Gene Ontology annotation, biological process: regulation of transcription by RNA polymerase II; anatomical structure development. Lineage: Eukaryota; Metazoa; Arthropoda; Insecta; Hemiptera; Aphididae. The coding region runs from base 312 to 1007 and encodes 231 amino acids. Gene Ontology annotation, molecular function: RNA polymerase II cis-regulatory region sequence-specific DNA binding; DNA-binding transcription factor activity, RNA polymerase II-specific. The transcript has 5 exons.